Arabidopsis arenosa is the source of this 694-nucleotide messenger RNA. Lineage: Eukaryota; Viridiplantae; Streptophyta; Magnoliopsida; Brassicales; Brassicaceae. The record is from the annotation of a GenBank genome assembly.
UAACAAAAACAUUUUCAGAAAUGGCGACUUUGGAUUCUCCGUUAGAAGUUUUGGCUUUCGACUACGUUAACUUCGUCUUUAACAAUCUUUGGACAUGGAUAGCCGUCGUGACGGCCGCCGUUAGUUUGUGGCGUAUCCGAGCUACCACCAGCAGCGGCGGCGGCGGUAGAGACGACGGUUUCAUAGAAGAAUCUCCUCGUGAGCCACCAAAACCACAAGCCACGAAGGCUGCUAUUGUUGUGGAGACGAAACCUCCUAGAGUUAAGGUAACGGAGACGGAAGAUUGGAGUUUGUUGUUGUGUAAUGACGGAGUAACGAAGGGGAAGCUAACGGUGUACUACGAAGAAGAGAUUGACGCAGAGAGAGAUGAAGAUGACGGAGAGACAACCGCCGUUAAGUAUGGAGGAGGUGAGAGUGGAGAGUGGUGGGAGAGAUGGGAGAGAGUGGUGAAGAUGAGAAAUGGAGAUGAAGGUUGGUACCGUUACGUGGAUUUAACGGUGAUUAACGGAAAUAUUGUGAGGUUGUGGGAUGCUAACGGAGCCCGUAACGGUGGUUGGGUUAGUGUGCAGCGUAAGGAGUGUUAUGGUUGAGACAUGUUGGGGAAAAUUAUAAUUUUCUAAUUUGAGCAUGAUUAUUCAUUGAACCUUUUUGGUUUAAAGACUAUUUUUUGUUGAAUUAAAGAUGUAAUUUGUAU